This is a messenger RNA of Trichomonas vaginalis G3, 2523 nucleotides long. RefSeq lists its product as uncharacterized. NCBI's taxonomy places the organism in Eukaryota, Parabasalia, Trichomonadida, Trichomonadidae. The transcript has a single exon. The coding region runs from base 1 to 2523 and encodes 840 amino acids. The record is from RefSeq and is a predicted model, not a curated record.
AUGAUAUCAAUAAAGCAAGCUUUAAAUUCUGGAAAUGGUUUGGAAGCUAACCAGACACCAGAGGAGGGAACGAAUCAAGAACAAAAUCCCCAAAGUCCAAAAAAUAAUUCCGAAAAUCAAUCGCAAAAUGGAGAAAUAGCAAGUCCGAACUCUGCCAAAUCUAAUAAAUCUAACAAUAAUUCUGUUAACGUAAGCGGAAAUGCAUCUCAAAGAAGUAAUAAAACAGAAAAAAAUUCAAAUCAAGGCGAAACCGAACAAAAUAACGAUGAAGUUAAAAGUCAAAAUUCUGAGCAACCCGAAAAUAACGAAAAUCAAGAUCAAAACGAUCAAGAAAAUAAUAACGGAGAUACAGCAAUUUCAGACGAAACAUUAGACAAAGUGCAUGGGAUGGUAGAUCAAAAUUUCAUUACAGAGCAAACGAAUACGAAUGAAAAUCCUGAAGAAGAAAAUAAUGAAAAUCAAGAUAACCAAGAAACAGGGGAUAAUAAUUACAUUUCGAUCGAGAAUUAUGAUCCAAAUAAUAAGCAGCCCUUUACGGAACCUGAAACUCUUCAGGCAAUUGAAGAAACGGGUGUUGAAUUUGAUGAUUUGUUUAUGCCUUCUGAUGCAGAGCUUGCUAAGUAUCCUAACGAUCAAGAUAUUCGCGAUGUUGUCUUAAAUCACUAUCAAGAUCGUAUAUCAAGGCUCUCAGAAUACGUAAAAACUCAAAGACAAAAUAUAAUUGAAGCGCAACAGAACAAAAACCAACAAACAAACGACGGAAAUGAAGAAGAACAAGCUAAUGAAGACGAUAAUAGUCGAAUUAUUCAUGAUCCUCGUAAUAGAUACAAAAAAGAAUUUGAAGCAAUAAUUCUUCAAAUGUUGAGAGAAGAAAAGAACCAACAAGACAGUUUGGCGAGGACACAAAGAGAUUUGGAGCGUGAAAAACGUAAAGAAGAGGAAAGACAACAAAAAAUUAAAGAAUCUAGAAUGAAACACAUCCAAAAACUGAAAGAACUCCAAAAGAUGGAAGAAGAAAGGCAAAUUAAUGAAGAACAGAUGAGAAGAGAACAAUACAAGAAAGAACAAGAAGCAAUGCAAGCUCAAAAGAAACUUUUAGAAAAAAGAAAACAAGAUUCGAUCGAAAUGGAAAGAAUUCGAAGAGAAAACAUCAAAAGAGCACAGUUAAGAUUAGAAGACUUAGAAAAGACGAGGAAUGAAGAAAUUAAAGAGAGACAAUUGAAAUUGGAAGACCAAGAAAAGAGAAGAGAAGAAAGACUGGAAGAAGAAGAAAAAGAAAGACAAAGAAAAGCAAAAGAAAACGAACAAAAAGUCAAAGAAUUGAUGCAAAGACAAAAGAAUGCAGAACUUGAGAGAUCCCAAAUAAAGACGGAGAAAAUGCAACAGAGGGAAAGAAGAUCUCAAGAAUGUUAUGAAAAAUACCAAGAAAUGCAAAAACAAAAAUCUCUUUCAUUAAGGAGAGAUUUACAAAUGAAAAUAAAGAGAAAUCAAAACACAAGAAGAUCAUUAUCAAUGCAGGAUGAACAGAACAAGAAACAGAUCAAUGAAAGAUAUUAUAAUAGUCUUCAAAGAAUCAAUAUGUUGAAUGAAGAAAGAAAACAAGCGAAAUCAAGAUGUGUAUCUCGUGAUGCAAGUUUGAGACAAGAUAUGUUGAUAGAAAAGCAACAUAAAGAACAGCAACAAAAGAUAAUGGAACUUGAAAAACAACAGAAGCAUAGAGAAGAAGAACAUCAAAAGUAUAUGGCUGAAUUAAAGAAACAAAGACAGAUAAGACAAAUACAAGCAAGAUUAAAAUCAGAUGAUUGUGAAAUUGCUGCAAGAAGACAGAAAUAUCUAAGAGAAAAGAGAUUGAACGAUGUUCAAAAGAGAUUAGAUGAAAAUGAUGAAAGAAUAGAACGCGAAAAACAAAAGAAACUUCAAGAGCAACAAACGAAGAUCAAGAACUCAGAGAAAAUGGCCGCUCAAGUAGCAAUGAUGAAAUUCGAAAUCGAAGAAAUAAAGAGAUUAGGAAAGAAAGUUGAUAUUGAUAGUUUAGGUCAGAAAUAUGGAAUUGAUGUUGAAGCUUUGAGGCAAAGAGUUUAUUCAAGACAAACAUUGAGUGAAACACUGCCACCUAUCAGACCUAAAUCAAGAGCUUCGUCUGUCAAAUCAACAGAAAGUCAACAAAGUCAAUCUUUUGCUCUUUCUCAACAAAUCACUGAAAAAGUUUCGAAUUUGGGUGAUGAAAAUCAAAACGAAGAGGAAGAGAUGAACCAUUUUCAAGAGGAAGAACAGCAACAACUAGAGGAACAGCCACAACAAAAUCCUGAAGAAGAAGAAAUUCGUCAAAAUCAACCAGAAGAAGAAGAGAAAAAUGAAGAACAAAAUCAAAGUUUGAUGUCAGGUUUGAGAGAAAAAAUCCAGGAUUCUCAGAUGAUGAGUGACAAUCAGAGUGUUAAAUCUGAUAAUCAAGCAAAUUCUGUUAGAUCUGAUAAUAACUCUCCAAGUGGAAGAUCAAAUGGUUCAAAAUCACCAGCUCAAUAA